Messenger RNA from Xiphophorus couchianus (Monterrey platyfish), 2619 nucleotides. RefSeq names its product solute carrier family 3 member 2b (gene slc3a2b). Gene Ontology annotation, cellular component: apical plasma membrane; basolateral plasma membrane. The record is from RefSeq and is a predicted model, not a curated record. Gene Ontology annotation, molecular function: L-alanine transmembrane transporter activity; aromatic amino acid transmembrane transporter activity; L-leucine transmembrane transporter activity. Bases 184 to 1851 code for a protein of 555 amino acids. The transcript is spliced from 8 exons. Lineage: Eukaryota; Metazoa; Chordata; Actinopteri; Cyprinodontiformes; Poeciliidae. Gene Ontology annotation, biological process: L-alanine import across plasma membrane; carbohydrate metabolic process; phenylalanine transport.
AGUGUUUCCUACUGCACUUGAAGGCAGCAGAUAGAGCAAGCCUGGCAGACGCUGGCUGAUUUUUACAAGCUCACCAGCAGACAUACCGUUAACAGCAAACCUCAUUCUUAAAAAUAAAAAAAUAAAUUAUAUUAAAUUUUUUUAAAAAGCUCGGGGACAGACUGACAGUGAGGUGGAGUCGGGAUGAACACGGAGGAGACUAAUGUGGAGAUGAAGGAUGCUCAGAGCAUCAGCGCGGAGCAGAAGGGCGGCCCGGACGCGGCUCCGGACGCGGCUCGGGCCGCUGUGGAUGCUGACGCUACCGAGGCUGAUGUGAGCGAGGCCGACCUGGACCAGGAGGAGCAGGAGAAGCAGCCGAUGACCGCCGAUGGAGACCGGCCCCCGGAGGCUCCUCCUGAGGGCAGGGAGGAGGUGGACGCGGAGAAAAAUGGCUCCGUGAAACUGAAGAUCCUGGAUGAGGAGGAGACGUUCACCGGCCUGAACAAGGAGGAGCUGCUGCGGGUGGCGGGGACUCCUGGUUGGGUAAGAACCCGCUGGGCGCUCCUGCUGGUGUUCUGGCUCGGCUGGUUGGGGAUGUUGGUGGGAGCUGUCCUCAUCCUGCUGCAGGCUCCUCGCUGCAGAGAGCUGCCAGCCACCAGCUGGUGGAACGAAGGCCCACUGUACCAGAUCGGAAACAUCCACGCCUUCACCGACACACACAACCUGAAGGGUGUGGAGCAGAAGAUGACCAGUUUGUCCCAGCUGAAGGUGAAAGGUUUGGUGAUCGGACCGAUUCACGUUGCUCCACCUGAUGAAGCCAUGAGCUUGAGGUUUGAGGAAGUUUCGCCUGAAGCCGGAAACCUGGAGCAGUUUAAAGGUGUCAUCCAGGCGGCUCGCCGAAAAGGUAUUUCUGUGGUUUUGGAUUUGACUCCAAACUACCAGGGUUCAUCUGGACCCUGGUUCUCCAGAAGCAGCGUAACAAACGUAGCAGAGAGACUGAAGUCUGCCCUGGUGUUCUGGCUGAACGAAGGAGUGGACGGAGUCCAGCUGUCUGGAGUGGAGCAGCUGGCCAGCACGGUCCCAGCUCUCUGGGACGACAUCCGGGCCAUCGUCCAGAACGGGACAGACCAGGAUCUGAGAGGCGGGUCAGAAAGACUCCUGCUCGGCGUCACAGAAAGCUCCUCUGCUGACGGUGUGUCUGCUCUUCUGUCCUCCACUGGAGUGGACCUCCUCAUAUCCAAAGUUCUGACCACAGGCGGCCCGGAGCCCGCCCGCACCAUCCAGAGGCUCUACUCCAACCACACGCAGACCAAGCUGGCCUGGAAUCUUGGGGGGCGAGACGAUGGUCACCUGGCCUCAUUAGUUCCCCCAGCUCAUGUCAAACUGUACCAGCUGCUGCUGCUGACGCUGCCUGGGACGCCUGUCUUCAGCUACGGAGACGAGAUCGGCCUGAUGGACGGGGAAACCAAGUUUCCCACGAUGCUUUGGGACUAUGAAGAGGAACUGAAUGGAACUCUGCAGGAGGAUCAGACUGACAGGCUGUCCCUCCGCAACUUCUUCCGUUCUGUGAGCGAGCUGCGGGCCAAACAGCGCUCCCUCCUUCACGGGGACUUCCUCCUCCUCUCCAACUCCUCCUCGUCUCUGGCGUACCUGCGGGUCUGGGAUCAGAACGAUCGCUACCUGGCUGCCUUCAACUGGGGGCCGGAGGAGGAGGCGGUGCUGCAGAUGAACGAAGCAGCGUUGCCUCGGCAUGCUGCGGUCGCCCUCAGCACCAACAGCAGCGCCCUCCCUGAAGGCAGCAGCGUGGACCUGAUGGAGCUGCGGCUCGGCCCGGGGCAGGCCGCACUCAUCAAGCUUCCUCACGCCGGAUAGAGGAAAACGUUUAGUAUUUGCAUUUCCUUUAUGUCCGCAUGUAUUGUGUCAACCUGCAGAUGAUGUUGCUGGAGAGCGGAGCACCGAAUCAGAGCAGUUAUUGUUGUGACACAUUGUGACUUCUGUUGUCUGCAGGGAUUCCCAAACCUUUCCAUGCCACGGCACCCCAGACUGCAUCAGGUUCUGGGCAGGGGCCCCCUUUGAAAAACUCGCCAAAUAUAUACAGGAACAGCAACUUUUAGAAUGAUUCUCUCACUUAUAUUCUAUAUUCUCAAUUGUUCAAUUAGCAUAAAUGCCGCCUCACACCUCUUGAUCUUAUAGUUGGCCAUCCUACAGUUACUUGAGGAGUAAAGCAAAUUUUUUGAGUUAAAAAAACCCAACAAUGUUAGAUCAUGGUUUCUCCAGAGGAGGAGACACUUUGGGGCUAAAGGUUUUGCUACUAAAAAGAUCUGUGAACGUUGGCUCAGCUGUAAACAGAAGCUGCUCUCAUUUUUAUGCGCCUUGUUCAAAACAAUCAGCCUUACAUCAGAAGUGAGUGGCUAACACAAGGCUGGGCAGGAAACAUGGAAAUCCCUCCAGCUGUGUUCUGUUACUGAAACUGAUAAACUAACCAAUAAGAUUCAUUCUCUUCUUCUUUGGUCUUGUUUUACCAGGAGUGUAAGAGGUGAACGUGACUCUCGUCUGUAUCUGUAACACACUGUGCACUUAUGUAUUGCAUUCUGUGAAAAAUAAUAAAUUAAAAACAUACACUGUUUCCAAGCAAGCAAA